UAUUUGGAGUUGUGUCAGUCGCAGAUGAAGAAAAGUUUUUUUCUUGUUCUUGAACUUGUGAUUAACAGCAGAGCUCUUUGGUCAGACAGGCUGCGUCCUCACAGAGAGUCCGCACUAGGAUGGGUGCUCUCCCGGCGCAGAGGAAACUAUGGAUGUGUGUUUUGAUCUUUACAGGAAUAACAGCAGUUUGCGGUUCAAAUGUCUGCACCUCUAGAGGGGCCAGCACAUGCAAGCAGUGUCUGGCUGUGCACCCCAGCUGUGCGUGGUGCUUCCAAGAGGAUUUCGGUCAUGGGGUUGCCAGCUCUUCUCGUUGUGAUCUGAAGAGUAACCUGGUGGCAGCGGGCUGUGCUUCAUCAGCUCUGGAGUCUCCAACCAGCAAACUGCAGGUGAUCGAAGACCGACCCCUCAGCAACAAAGCAGCAGGGGCCACGCAGGAUGUCACCCAGAUCAAGCCCCAGAAUCUCCACAUCACCCUCAGGCCAGAUGAUGCCAAGCGCUUCACAGUGAAAGUGCGUCAGGUAGAGGACUACCCUGUGGAUCUCUACUACCUCAUGGACCUCUCUUACUCCAUGAAUGAUGACCUCUUCCGUCUGAGGACGCUGGGAAAAGGCCUGGCAGAGGCCAUGAACCGUACCACCAGCAACCUGCGCAUGGGGUUUGGGGCUUUUGUGGACAAGCCACUUUCACCUUACAUGUACAUCUCCCCCAAAGAGGCUGUGAAGAACCCAUGCUACAGCAUUAACACCACCUGUCUGCCCCAGUUUGGCUACAAGCACGUUUUGUCUCUGACGGAGAAAGUGGGCCGCUUCACAGAGGAAGUGAAGAAGCAGAUGGUAUCUAGGAACCGAGAUGCCCCAGAGGGAGGCUUUGAUGCCAUCAUACAGGCUGCUGUGUGCAAGGACCAGAUCGGCUGGCGCCCUGGUGCAUCCCACCUCCUCAUCUUCACCUCAGAUGCAAAGACUCAUGUGGCUCUGGAUGGUCGCCUGGCUGGUAUCGUACAGCCCAACGAUGGACAGUGCCACCUCAACUCUGACAACAUGUACAGCAUGUCUACCAUAUUGGAUUACCCAUCUCUGGCUUUGAUCACAGAAAAGAUGUCAGAGAACAACAUAAACCUCAUCUUUGCUGUCACCAACCCUGUGGUUGCUCUAUACCAGAACUACAGUGAGCUGAUUCCUGGCACCACAGUAGGAACUCUGUCCAAUGACUCAGGCAAUGUUAUUCAGCUCAUACUGAAUGCCUACGCUAAAAUUCGUUCCAGGGUGGAGUUGGAGCUUCAAGGUGUCCCGGAGGAGCUCUCUCUGUCCUUUAACGCCACCUGUGUGAAUGGUGAGGUCAUCCCUGGCCUCAAGUCCUGCUCUGGACUAAAGAUCGGAGACACGGUCUCUUUUAGUGUGGAGGCCAGAGCUCGUGGUUGUCCCAAACAGAAGAAAAAAACCUUCAUAAUCAAGCCUGUAGGUUUCAAGGACUCCCUCUCCAUCACAGUCACCUUUGAGUGCGACUGCAAGUGCCAGACCAAAGCCCAGCCCAACAGCCCGAAGUGUAACCAUGGCAAUGGCACCUAUGAGUGUGGCAUCUGCCUGUGCCACCCAGGUCGCUUGGGACCACACUGUGAGUGUGCCGAGGGCGACUAUAAUCCCACAGAGCAGGACCGCUGCAGUGGGCCAGCGAGCUCCAGAGGGUCCCAGUCUGUGAUUUGCAGUGGCCGUGGGGACUGUGUGUGUGGCCAGUGUGUGUGUCACAGCAGUGACUUUGGCAAAGUCUGGGGCAAACUGUGUGAGUGUGAUGACUUCAACUGCCUGCGCUACAAGGGAGAACUGUGCUCAGGCCACGGUGUCUGUAACUGUGGCUUCUGCCAGUGUGCACCAGACUGGCAGGGUGAGAACUGUAACUGCUCCAGACGUACUGACACCUGUAUGUCCAGCCUGGGUCUGCUGUGCAGUGGCAGGGGCCAAUGUGUGUGUGGGGCCUGUGAGUGCACUCAGCCCGGUGCCUACGGGGCCACAUGUGACAAGUGCCCCACCUGUCCUGAUGCCUGCACCAUGAAGAAGGAGUGUGUGGAGUGCAAACACUUCAAAAGAGGCAAGCUGUUUGAAGACAACACCUGCUCUCGAAUCUGCAAGGAUGAAAUUAAGCUUGUGGAUGAAUUAGUACUUCAUGAUACAAAUGCUGUGAACUGCACUUACAAGGAUGAGGAUGACUGCGUUGAACGUUUCCAGUACUAUGAGGACGCCAGUGGCAAGUCCAUCUUGUAUGUCGUCAAAGAGCCAGACUGUCCCAAAGGUCCAGACAUUUUGGUGGUGCUUCUGUCAGUGGCAGGAGCCAUUUUAUUUCUUGGCUUGGCGGCUCUGCUUAUCUGGAAGCUGCUGGUUACCAUCCAUGACAGACGGGAGUUCGCCAAAUUUGAGGAAGAACGGGCUCGUGCAAAGUGGGACACAGGACACAAUCCUCUCUACAAAGGAGCUACAUCCACCUUCACGAACAUCACGUACAGAGGAAAAGACUGAUGCUACUGAAUUGGGAUGAAAUAGACUUUUACUGUCCUUUGUGGGAAGGCACAGAAUCAUGUGCAGGUCUCUACUGUCACAAGACAAUAAAUGAUAAUUAAUUAUUAUAUUUGUAAAUAUGUAGAAAUGAUUCUGAGGACAUAUUUUAUCAUGGAUUUGUCAUAAACACCCAUUCAUACUACACUGAGACAUAUGAUCUUGUUUUGAUCUAGUGUGAUUG
Molecule: messenger RNA, 2727 nt
Organism: Scomber scombrus (Atlantic mackerel)
Lineage: Eukaryota; Metazoa; Chordata; Actinopteri; Scombriformes; Scombridae
Product: integrin beta-3-like
Exons: 15
Coding region: 120-2507 (795 amino acids)
Biological process (GO): cell-matrix adhesion; cell migration; integrin-mediated signaling pathway
Cellular component (GO): cell surface; integrin complex; focal adhesion
Molecular function (GO): integrin binding; fibrinogen binding; fibronectin binding
Source: RefSeq, a predicted model, not a curated record